AUGUCAGAUGACAGCGAUUUUGAUGAUGACACGAGGGAAAUGGUCAUGGCGACCAUUGCCGGAGAAAAGCCGAAAAAACGUAUCAAAAGGGAGACUUCGAAAACUUCGGCUGCAGAUUUGUUAAACUCAAUCACCUCGAAAAGGAGAAACUUGCAUACGAAGACUAUCGAACACAAUAAAGAGGAACGGAAGAGAAAGGCCACUCUAGCAGCGCCUCUGCAUCGAAUCGCUCGCGAUAAAAUUCAUGGUGCGGUCGGGUUCGUCGAAUUAAAGAAGGAACUGAGCGUCUGGAAUCCCGUUGUGGAGGAAAGAAGGGUUGCGGAUCAAACUAUCUUUCAUGAAGACGAUCACGAGAUCAUCAAGCCCAUGCGGGCUGCGGACAAGGCAGCGGCAUUUUAUGCCAGGGGCCCUGUAAAUGAUUUGGAGCGUGAAAUGGCCGAAGCUAUCGGACAAAGCAAAUUCCACCUGGGGAACGACGUCGAGUUGACCGAGGGCGAAAGAGAGAUUAUUAAAGCGAUGGAUGUGAAAGAGGCGAAGCACAAACUGGCGCAAAUGAGAAAAACCCGUGCUCUAAUGAGCUACAAACAAGCGGCCGAUGCCCGUAAAGCAAAAAUUAAGAGCAAAAAAUAUCAUCGCAUCCAGAAACGCCAAAAACGCCGACAGUUGAUCAAAGAGUUUGAAGAUUUGAUAUCACGCGACCCGGAAGCGGCCAAAGAAAAACUCCGAGAGCUUGACACGCAGCGUGUGGUGGAGCGCGCAACGUUGAAGCACGGCAAAAACAAUGCUUUUAACAAGGAGCUGAUGAAAUAUGCCAGUCACAAUAAAGAAGCUCUAAAGCUUUUCGAAGACCAUUUGAGGCUUGGCAGAGAGCUGAAAUCGAAACACGGCGCCGAUAGCGAUUCUGACGAACAACGGGGCGCUGACGAUGAUACAGAAGCCCCUAAAAGCCUUCAGCAGUUGAUAAAGGAAUCAGCAGAAGAAGCAGCAGCUGACGCAGCCGAGAAACAAUCUGAUGAGGUUAAUGAAAAGGUGAAGCGCGCUGAAGCUCGGAUCGGUCUGGCGAAACUGCGGUCGGAGAAACGAAGGGAAGCUGAGGAGUCCCUUCUGCGUGGUGCCGGACAAGAAAUCAAAAAGAAGGACUGCUUUGCAACCGAUGAUACUUGGGAAGCGGUUGAAGAACCCUCCAAGCUGCCCACGUUUCCCAAAAGAAAUAAAAGACAAGGCGAAGAUCCGCAGCAAAGCGCAGCAGCGAAGCCUGUUGCUUCAACUGCAAUUGCAGCUGCGCAGGACGCUUUGAAUGACGACGAACGAUCUAUUUAUGAGCGUGCCAUCAAGGAAAUCGAAUUGGAAGAUCUCCACGACCAGAUCCAUGAAGCGGAGAAAAAUCUGUUUGCUGCACCGACGCUAAAGAAGAAGAAAACUGGCAAGAAGGGAACUGCCGAGGAGAAGCCCGUAGAUGGCAUGCUUGACCCGAAAAAUUUUCUGAAGGUUGAGACGGCCAAUCUGAAUCAGGUAUCUUCUGAAUUUAUGGAUCGGAUGGAUGCCUUUGAUGAGGCUCAAAACGAGGCUAUCUCUGCGGCGUUUGCCGACGACGAUGUGAUGGGGGAUUUUGAUACGGAAAAGGGCGGUUUGGAAGAAGCUGAAAAAGAAAAGGAUAUCGAUCUAUCAUUGCCGGGCUGGGGAUCGUGGACAGGUCCGGGCGUCGCUCCCAAAAAGAAGAAGGAUAACCGGUUCAUCAUUAAGGGGCGAGAAGUCAAGCGAAAAGAUAAAAGCCGGGCUGGCCUCAUCAUCUCCGAGAAGAUUGAAUCGUCGAUCACAAAAUUCCAACCGAAGGAUGUGCCGUUCCCGUACAGUCGCAUGGAAGAUUUUGAAGCAGCUGUUCGCCAGCCCAUUGGUCGUGACUGGAACUCUGCCGCCGCACACAUAGCUCUGGUCAAACCGGCAGUUCUGUAUCACUCCGGCAGAGUCAUCCGCCCGCUCAACAAAAAGGAUGUUCUACACGAUUCUAUCGUGGACGAAGAA
Mesorhabditis spiculigera is the source of this 2022-nucleotide messenger RNA. Lineage: Eukaryota; Metazoa; Nematoda; Chromadorea; Rhabditida; Rhabditidae. The record is from the annotation of a GenBank genome assembly.